GAUUGAAAAAUGAACGUAUAUCUGAUCAAUAAAGAAAUGAAUGUAUAGAGGAAGAAAUAAAAUCAGUGUUCGCUACCAAAACCAAAACAAAAAACAACCGUCAUCGCUGACAACACUAUCUAUUACUCAUACUCAUACAGUCCUGAUCACUAGUCACGACAUCUAUAAAAGAGAAGCCUAAUUCGCACUUACAAGUACUUGUUUCCAUUACUACGAGUACAGCAUCAAUGGCUACUAUCGGCGUGCCACCACAAGUUCUUCCUCCCCCGUUAACUUCAACUUCUGAACCACCUCCUCUUUUUGAUGGAACCACCAGGUUGUACGUUAAUUACAGUUGCCCCUAUGCACAACGUACAUGGAUCGCUAGGAACUACAAGGGUCUACAAGACAAGAUCCAUUUGGUUCCUAUUGACCUUCAAAACAGGCCUGCUUGGUAUAAGGAAAAAGUAUAUCCUGAAAAUAAGGUGCCAUCUUUGGAGCACAAUGGCAAGGUAUUGGGAGAAAGUCUUGAUUUGAUCAAAUAUAUUGAUGCUAACUUUGAAGGAACACCUCUCUUUCCUAAUGAUCCUGCCAAGAAAGAGUUCGGUGAGCAGUUGUUAUCCCAUGUUGAUACAUUCACCAAAGAGCUGUACGCUUCAUUGAAAGGAGAUACUGUGCAACAAGCCAGUCCUACUUUUGAAUUCUUGGAGAAUGCUCUUGGCAAAUUUGAUGAUGGGCCAUUCCUUCUUGGUCAAUUCAGUUUGGUGGAUGUUGCCUAUAUUCCAUUUGUUGAAAGAUUCCAUAUCGUCCUUGCUGAGGUUUUCAAGCAUGACAUUACCGAAGGAAGGCCUAAACUCGCAACAUGGAUCGAGGAGUUGAACAAGAUUGAUGCUUAUACACAGACAAGAGUGAAUCCUCAAGAAAUUGUUGAACUUUUCAAGAAUCGUUUUCUGCCUCAACAGUGAAAGUUGGAUUGCAGCAGUCUUCCUUUGAGAUAUUCCAAUAAAGCAUCUUUUGAUUUAGUGGGAUGCAUCUUCAGUCAAAUAUUGGUGUGUUAUAGGUUGAUGAUGGCAUAAUUAUGUUUCACUUUCUAGCUUGUUUGUUUGGUGUUGUAAUAAAGUUUAUGUAUCAGCUUGUGAUCAAUGUUCAGAAUAAUAUGAUAUUAUCAACUUUAAGACGCAUUUAAAAUCUAUACACAGAAUUUUUGUUUAAGCAUUU
Messenger RNA from Trifolium pratense (red clover), 1197 nucleotides. RefSeq names its product glutathione S-transferase L3-like. The coding region runs from base 228 to 944 and encodes 238 amino acids. Lineage: Eukaryota; Viridiplantae; Streptophyta; Magnoliopsida; Fabales; Fabaceae. Gene Ontology annotation, molecular function: glutathione transferase activity. The record is from RefSeq and is a predicted model, not a curated record. The transcript has 10 exons.